GCAGCCAGAGCCGCGGCCGCAACUGCCGCCUCCGACGCGCCAGGGGUUUGAACGGACCGGAAGUGGGGGGUUAACAACUUCCCGCAGUUGGGCUGGGAGGAGUAAGGAGUGCCGGGAAUGGCGACCAAGGAGCUUGCGCGGCAGCUUGGAUUAAUUAGAAGAAAGUCAGUUGUACCAGCAAGUGGAAAUCUAGGAAGAAGCAAAUCUAAGCAGUUGUUUGACUACUUAAUUGUCAUUGAUUUUGAGUCAACAUGUUGGAAUGAUGGGAAACGCCACCAGAGCCAAGAAAUAAUUGAAUUUCCAGCAGUAUUGCUGAAUACAUCAACUGGAGAGAUUGAAUCUGAGUUCCGUGCUUACGUUCAGCCUCAAGAACAUCCAAUUCUUUCUGAAUUUUGCAUGGAACUGACAGGCAUAAAACAGGCUCAAGUUGAUGAAGGAGUCCCUCUGAGGAUUUGCUUAUCUCAGUUCUGUAAAUGGAUUCAGAAGAUUCAACAACAGAAGAAAAUUAUUUUUGCUGCUGGGAUUUCAGAUCUGCCUAAUUCCAAAGUAAAAUUAUGUGCAUUUGUUACUUGGUCAGACUGGGACUUGGGGGUUUGCCUGGAGUAUGAGUGUAAAAGAAAACAACUGUUAAAACCUGCAUUCUUAAAUUCUUGGAUUGAUCUCAGAGUAACUUACAAGAUUUUCUAUAGAAGAAAACCAAAAGGACUAAGUGGUGCCCUGCAGGAAGUGGGAAUAGAAUUCUUAGGACGAGAACAUUCUGGGUUGGAUGAUUCUCGGAAUACUGCCCUACUUGCUUGGAAAAUGAUCAGGGAUGGUUGCUUAAUGAAAAUUACAAGGUCCUUGAACAAGGUCCCCACUAAGAAGAAUUCCAGCGUUUUCGCCAGAAAUUUGAAUACGAAUCAAGUUGAAGAAAGAUCCUCCUGCAACAGUAGCAUUCAGGGUCUGAGUAUAGAUGAUAGGGAGCCUAAAAAUAUAGUAAAUUCUCAUGAAAAAGUUCACAUGAGGUCAGGUGGUGUGAAUUCUCCUAUAAAGGUACAACAGGAUCAGUUCCAGCUAAAGAGCAAUAUAAAAGCAGGUCUUCAUAAUGGCAAAAGCUAUUUAUCUCUUUUUAAUACAAAGUCCUCUACUUCUCUGGAGCAGUUGCCAUCUGCCAGCUUGAACACACCUAUGCAGAAGCACAUAAGAAACGAACACCUUGCAUUUAAUACCAAAUCUAAGUCUUCAUCAAUUGGUUCAGAAUUGGUACUUGUAUCAACUACCAUUUCAUCUGUUCAUCAUGUUUCUGAUACGGAAAUGAGUUCUGCUCUUGAUUGUUUACCUAUGUUGGCUGAUUGGGAGGAUGUAGCUUUACUGCCAGCAUCUCAGCCUGAGCAAAGUAUAGAUUGUAUACCUUCCAUUAGUGACUCAAACUUAGAUACCUCAUUUAAUUCUAUAGAAAGAUUAAUGGUUUUGAAAGAAGGCACAGAAGAAACUCCUCAAAAAUCUGGGACCUCGAAGUCUGUUGUAUAUAAGAGUCCACAUACUACUAUUUAUCAUGUGAAAGAAGCCAAAGAUCCAGAUUCAGAUGUUUCUGACUUUAAAUUACCUGAAUGCAAAUCAAGUAGCUUCAACAGUGUUAAUGCCACUAUGUCUCAUCCUUCAGUUUUGGGGAAAUACCCCCUCAUUUUAGGUGGUACUAAAAGGAAUCUAUCCAGUCCUCUAUCUGUCCCACCAGCAAAAAAACAGACCCUCACUGUUCAUGAAGAAAAGCCUACAUCAUCUGAUGGCUCCCCAGUGAGAAGUUGUUCCCAGAAGGUCCUCCCCUCUAUCUUAGCUUCUACAGUUAACCUACAAGAGCCUUGGAAGAGUGGGAAAAUGACACCUCCUUUAUGCAAGUGUGGCCGAAGAUCUAAGAGACUUGUUGUUUCUAAUAAUGGACCAAACCAUGGAAAAGUCUUCUAUUGUUGCCCAAUUGGGAAAUACCAAGAAAACAGAAAAUGUUGUGGUUAUUUCAAAUGGGAACAAACACUUCAAAAGGAGAGAGCCAACAGCAGAGUUCUGUCUCAUUCCCCAGGGGGACUCACUUUUAGUUCCCCAGAAAUAAGCCAUAUUUGUGACAGAAAUGUAAAUUUUUCUACUAAAAAUUCAUUGAGACUCAGACCUUCAAUGAGGAAUUGAUAAACUUUCUCUACAUCUAAACUGUUUUUACUUUAAUACGACUUUUUGUGUGAUAAAGAGAAAAAAGUAUAUAGGGCUACAAGUUAUGGGGACUUAGCAUAUAUGAGUUCUGUAGACUGUAUUGGGGCUAUUAAACACACGCACACACACACACACAUACACUGAAAAUAGAGAAAAAGUCAAUUUCACAGUCUUCUAAUUUCAUUCAUCGGUUAUCUGACAUUUGUCUUCUAUUCAUGUAUGAAUCCUGAUUGUUCCUUGAAUUUCCAAACAUCAUGAGUAUUCUGAUAAUAGUUGUACACUGUUUUAUUUUUAUGUUGUAUCUUUUUUUUUUUUUAAAGAUUUUAUUUAUUUAUUUGAGAGAGAGAAUGAGAUAGAGAGAGCAUGAGAGUGGGGAGGGUCAGGGGGAGAAGCAGACUCCCCGCUGAGCAGGGAGCCCGAUAUGGGACUCGAUCCCAGGACUCCAGGAUCAUGACCUGAGCCGAAGGCAGUCGCUUAACCAACUGAGCCACCCAGGCACCCUUUUAUGUCGUAUCUUAACACUUGUCAAAUUUAUCAUACUUUUUUGAAGAGCCACAAAUUAAAUAUUUUGUAUACUGCAUUUGAUUAGAUACAAGCAACUGUAGUAUGAUGUUCUUCUUUUAGUUAGACCUUGAAAUGAGUUUAAACUAUUUUUAAAUUACUUGAAUAAAAAUGUGACUAAUAAAAAUCCCUAGCCUGUUUUCAGGUAGAUAUUUAGACUUUAAGAAUUAUGGUAUCUUCUAACUGAGAUUUUUAUUUUUCUAAAAACUUUUAUAAUAAGUUGUUUAGUUUUAUUUCAAAACUUGAAGAUUUGUUCUGAUUUGUAUAUCAACAUAUCAGAGGAAUUAUUCAACUAGAAUUUGAAAACAAACAGGUCAGAAAUUUGGUUCAGAUACUAUGUUUAAAAAUUUCUCAGCACUUGAUGGCAUUCUUUUUAUAUUACCAAAAUCAUAAUAACAUUGACACUAAUGCAGAGGAAUUUACUAAAUAUUUUAUUUCAGAAUUCAGCUUCUGAUGUUAUACCCACAAAAUAUUUUAUUUUGCUUUUUUAAAAGAUUUUAUUUUUUUAAGUAAUCUCUGCACCCUAUGUGGGGCUCAAACUUAGAACCCUGAGAUCAAGAGUUGCAUGCUCUACUGACUGAGCUAGCCAGGUGCUCCAACCACAAGAUAUUUUAAAUCAACAAUUUGUAAGUAUAUUAUCACAUUUUUAAUCACCUCUAUACUCUUGUGGUUUGGACAGAGUCUUUGUUUUAUAGAUACUGUGAUAAAUAAUAGAAUGGAUUUAAAUUGUUUCCCAUUCUUUCUUCCUCAGUUCAUUUCUUUUUAUCUUCCCACUGAUAGUCUUUGGCAGCUCUUGAACAAAUUCUACCUGUUGGUAGUAAGGGAAAAAAUUAGCCCAGAAGUUUUCAUCUUUAUACAAAGUCAAUUGUAUACCAGUUUUAUUAUCUCUAGGUAAAAGAAUUAGGAUACCCAUCUGGGUGGGUUUUGGUAACAACCAAAAAGGGAGAGGGGUAUUGUUGAGGAGAUGUUGCUUGAUAUUUAGUAUUUACUACUAGUCCAGUGAGCCAAAUGACCCUGCAAAUUAUGUCAAGAGUUUCAUUUUAAUCUCAAAGAUUCUGAUUCUUAUCCAUGUCAUUAGUUCAGUUUGGAAUAUUUGGUGUAGCAUGUUUGAGGAGAAUGUUCAUUAAAAAAAUAAAUAAACAGCUGAAAUUUGUCAGAACACUAAGCAAAUUGUCAUCAUAAUUAGAAUACCUACCUUUCUGGGAUAUUUGUAAGGUGCUGUAGUUUUUUUUACAUGCUCUUGAAUCUCCUUUUUUAGUUGUUCUUGAUCAUGUGACUUGGAUUCAGGGGUCAGAACAAUAAAAGCCUUUACUACCUGAAAAAAAUAUUUGAAACACCAGGAAGAUGAGUUGUAUAUUUUUAUGUUUUAGCGUGUCUUGUUUACUUUUUCUAACUGGGACUCUAAUGCCUGCUGGGGUGGACCAGAAGGCUUCAUAGGGUUUGAUCCCAGGUCUGUGCUCUUAAGUCAGCCAGUUGAGUCCCAUAACUCCUCUUCUAAUACAAGAGAGUUUCUGGGAGCCCUGCUUUGUUAAUGAUCUUAAUGAACUAGAACUUUCUCAUCUAACUACAUCUUGAACUCUGCUUUCUGACCUGCUUCUGUUUCUGAGCUGUCUUUCCUCUUGACUUCUUGCCUCAUCUUUUAUCUCCUUCAAGAAAAUUUCCUUUUAGAAAAAAAACCUUCCUUUUAGAAACUCGACAAUGCACUAAGCACAGCCUCUUGGGUAACAUCUUAGCCUGAUCUAGCCUAGUUCCUAGGUCCCCACCCUCAGUGUGGCCCUUAUAAAGAGUAUUCACACCGAGUUUGCUAUAUCCUUAUUGAAGGAACAGUUCAUUGAGGCUGUGCACUCUUCAUUCCAGAGAUACUUAUGUUGAUAUAAGGCUGUGAAGAUUCCAACAGCCAUUUUGCUAUUACUCUGACCAAUUUACCUGACCCUGAGGAACAAGAUUAGAAAAUGGUGGUGGUCCUUGCUCUCUAAUUGUCAGAGACAGGGAAGACUUUAUCACUUUAUACUCACAAAUCCUGUUUUCAAAGUUCACUCUUCCUUGAAAUGUUUUGGAAAAUCCUGCCCUGCCCAGAGUUUUUGGACUAUUUAUCCAUUUUAUCAUAUCCAUUUUUUGAUAUUUCAUAAAAUUUUUGUGUUUAUACUGGCUCUUCUGCUUUAUCAACAUUUUUAUGAAUUAAAAAAAUUUAACCUUGCUAUAAGUGAAUCAUUCAGGGGCAGCUUAUUUUAAGAACUAAUGUUUAUAAUUACUGAUUUGCAUAUUGAUGACUUCUGCACCUCGGAUAAGGUCUACUCUAUAAAAGUUUUUUUUUAAGAUUUAUUUAUUUUAGAGAGAGAGAGCAUACACAUGCACACAGCAGUUGGAGGAAGGGCAGAGGGAGAGAAUCUCAAGCAGACCUCCAUGCUGAGUGCAGAGCCUGACUCAGAGCUUGAUCUCAUGACCCUGAGAUCAUGACCUGACUUGAAAUCAAGAAUUAGAUGCUCAACUGUCUGAGCCACCCAAGUGCCCCUAUAAAAAUCUUUAUAAACCAUUGCAGAAGAUCGUAAAUUAAUAUGGAGCACCCUAACAUGAUUAAGAGUAUGAACUCUAAAGUCAGACGGCCUGGGUUCAAAUCACACUUUAUUGUGUAAUCUUGGGAAUGUUAGGAUACCUCUCUGUGCCUAUU
Molecule: messenger RNA, 5407 nt
Organism: Mirounga angustirostris (Northern elephant seal)
Lineage: Eukaryota; Metazoa; Chordata; Mammalia; Carnivora; Phocidae
Gene: ERI2
Product: ERI1 exoribonuclease family member 2
Exons: 9
Coding region: 118-2157 (679 amino acids)
Molecular function (GO): 3'-5'-RNA exonuclease activity; zinc ion binding; nucleic acid binding
Source: RefSeq, a predicted model, not a curated record